GUCGUCUCCUCAGUUGCGACGCGAAUGUCAGAGCGUCUCGACGUCGACGACGCCGAAUUAAGCAAAGGCAUGUGCUUCCAAUAUUUGGCGCAAUUUGCGCUCAUCAUGUGAACCGGUGAAAUAAUGUGCACGUCCAAAGGCAUGGGCGGCGGCGGCGCCUGAAAUCGUCCUGAAAUCUGGCUUCCACAUUAUUCAGACGAACGCCGAGACCGAAUCCACAUAUGACAGAUGAUCUUUGCAGUGGAACUCCUAGCAGGAAGCGGCGGACACGUACCGAGAUGAUGCGUCUUCUCGGCAUGAGACUUGUAACAAGACUUCUGCUGCUUGUUUGCUCGCUCAGUCUAAUCAGCUUGUUGUUCCUGAGCAGGUGCGGACUGAGCGGGCUCGAAACGGGGGCUGUGGUGGAUGAGACGGAGGCACAGCCUGUUGUUUCAGGUUCGACUGUGAUAGCAAACCAAGUCGUAAGUCACACAGCCAACUCUGAUGGCCUCUCCUACCAGCAACUCCUCCAACAGCGUGAAGAAGAGAAUCGUCAAGAAGUGGAACGUUUAACAUCCGAAAUUCGUGCUUUAAAACUCCAACUUUUGCAGCUUACAAAUGGUAAUUCUCGCCCCUUCACCCUCAACGCUCCUCCCAACACCUCCACCACCCCAUUAUCAAACACCGACUGCGCCAACUUUAUCAAAAAACAGGCAAUGUCAGCGGAAAUCUUCCACGGCAUCCCCUUGAACAACGAAUACGAACUAAUACCAUUCAACCACUUCACCUACAGCAGAGUUUAUCCUCUAGAACUUGGCCUCGGCAAACGAGUUGUUGAAAAACCGAUCGGUUUCAAACGUAAAGACCUCCUCGAAAGCCUGAUGAAGGCCAUCGAAACGCUCAACAAAAACACCACCGACAAACUCAACAAAUACACACUUGACGACUUCCUGGAAGGCUUAUAUCGAACUGAACCCACAACUGGAACCCAAUACGAGCUCUAUUUCAAGACGCGAGGCCCCAAAAAGGGGGCCCAGGGCGGCUUCACCAAGGUCGUGGUGUUCCGGCCCUUCGCCCCCGUGCAGACGGUGGCCACCGAGGGGCUCAUGGGCCCCCGAGACAAGCCCCUCAUCCACAUCAUCCUGCCAUUGUCAGGCCGCACAACAACCUUCCAAAGCUUCAUGGACAAGUUUGUUAAAAUCGGACUGAAGAACGACAGACGUGUGCACUUGACUGUUGUCUAUUUUGGGGAAGAAGGCCUGUCUGAAGCUCGUUCGAUCAUGUCUCGUGUUUUAAUGACGAAAAACAGUGGCGGUAAUGCGAAUAAUUUGCGUCUGUUGGCGCUGAAUGAGACGUUUUCGAGGGGAAAGGGGCUGCGUGUGGGGGCGGAGCGCCUUUGGGGCGAUCGCAAGGACGUGUUGUUGUUCAUGUGUGAUGUGGAUGUGGUGUUCAGUGCCAGGUUUUUGGAUAGGUGUCGGUGGAAUACUAAAGCUGGGAGGAAGGUUUAUUAUCCGGUGGUGUUUAGUUUGUACAACCCCCAUGUGGUGUAUACAUUGCAAGGGAGGGAGGUGCCUCCGGAGAAUGAUCAGUUGGUGAUUUCGAGGGAUACGGGGUUUUGGAGGGAUUUCGGGUACGGGAUGACUUGUCAGUACAGGUCUGACUUUCUGAAGGUGCGAGGUUUCGACGAGGACAUAGUAGGCUGGGGUGGGGAGGACGUCAUGCUGUACCGGAAGUACGUCCGGAGCAACAUGAAAGUAAUCCGGGCAACGGAUCCCGGAAUUUUUCACAUAUGGCACCCCAAGGUGUGUACGGGGGGUUCCCAGAAGCUUUCCGCCGACCAGUACCGGGCUUGCAUCCGUUCGCGGGCCCUCAACGAGGCGUCCCACGCCCAGCUGGGCUUCCUGGCCUUCCGGGACGACAUUGCCGCCAACUCCAGCCCUGUAAAGUACCCCAGCAAGGCCCUUCCGAGUAGGACAAUCGCUUAAAAGGACACACACAGUGAUUCGAAAAAUUCAACAUUCCUGUUGUGUGACUGUAGAAAUUUGUUUGCCAAAAAAGCCACUUGAUGUGAUUGAAGCCGAAAAAUUCCAAGUGAUGAUGAUAUUUUGUUAUGUUUGUAAGACUGUUAUUGGCUACAUCGAAAUAGUUUUAAGUAGAUUUGGCCGUCAAAGGUAGACUAGUCCUAGUAUAAUACCUACCUGCAUUGAGUGAAAGAUGAAACCUUUUGUAUUUUUAAUUAAUUAAGGCACGAAAAUGGCGUCCCACGACAAAUUAUAUCAUUAGAGAUGUAUUUAUUGAGAUUGGUUGGGUUUUGGUGUAAGGCCGAAUUUUAAAAAUAAAUCAAUUUUGUUGUAA
Tribolium castaneum (red flour beetle) is the source of this 2334-nucleotide messenger RNA. RefSeq names its product Chondroitin sulfate N-acetylgalactosaminyltransferase (gene Csgalnact). The coding region runs from base 222 to 1964 and encodes 580 amino acids. The record is from RefSeq and is a predicted model, not a curated record. Gene Ontology annotation, cellular component: Golgi cisterna membrane. The transcript is spliced from 9 exons. Gene Ontology annotation, molecular function: glucuronosyl-N-acetylgalactosaminyl-proteoglycan 4-beta-N-acetylgalactosaminyltransferase activity. NCBI's taxonomy places the organism in Eukaryota, Metazoa, Arthropoda, Insecta, Coleoptera, Tenebrionidae.